CUUCAGUGUAGAGUGACUCACUGAAGGGACGUUAGGGCAUGUUCAGAGACGAGAUAAAAAAAACGUCCCAGCCGGGAAAGGAAUAUUUAGAAGAAGUCAGAAAGUGUGGGGGCGAUGCACAUUAUAGUGAAUGUAGUGGAGAAGCGCACAUCUCUGUGGGUGUUUUUGCGUUAUUUCUUCAGAAAAGACGCUCUCCAAUGGAAAGAAACGCAACUGAAGAUCUUAUGUUGUCACAGGGCAUGGAUUUAAGUAGAGUUCUGGUAGUAGUCUUCAGCAUGGUUGCCUCUGAACUGUCUAGCGUUCAAACUAGACCAAUUGACUUUGUGUGUGAUAGCGAGGCCAGAAGAGUGAUGAACAAAGUGAAGGACUUACAAGAGGAAAUGAAAGUCUGCAGUGCUGUAGAUGCUCUACCCUCUCCUAUUCAAUUACCAUGCGUCGGCAUUCACAAACCAACCUGGGAGAGAAAAUCAGUGCAUGAGUGGAGGGCUGAGAUCCUGCUGUCUUUGGGGACUCUAGCGCAGGAUGUGCGGUCUGCCAGGACACAGAGCCAACCUGGCUGUAGAUUCAAUCUGCUAGAGCGCUUGGAACGCAGUAUCAACAACUACCUGCAUGUAGUCAGACUACUCUACAUUGAGCAGGGGGAGCAAGUAGUGCCCCAGGCAGAGAGAUGUCUGGGUCAGCCCUCUAAGGAUUUGGGUUUGGUGUUGAAGAACUUUGGGAGACUUCUCACAGGCAAGUUGGAGUGGCUCAUUGCUGAGAUGGAAAAGGGGUGCCAUGACUGAAAAACUGACUUCUAAGUUCGGCUUUCUUCAACCUUGUGUAAUGGGACCAGAUAGGCCCAAUCCAUUUUAACAAUGGUCCACCUUCAAGACAAGGGAGGGCCAUGCACUUUGCCGGAGACCACAGAAGAGAAAGUACACUUACAGAAGAGAAAGUACAUGAUAUGUAAAUGACAAGACUCUGCCAUCUACUGGAUCAUAGCUGAACUGACUCACCUGUUGACAUGCACCCACUAGAAAUUUUAAAACAUACAAACUGUUCUGAACUGAAAACUUUUUUACACCACAGAUUAUAUUUAUUUAUUUUAUAGGCUGCAUUAAAGUUGAAUUGACUCUACAUGGUGUGAUAGCACAUGGAAGACAACCUGAAGACAAUAAAAAGGGCAGAAUGUAUGACUUUAUCUGUACACUCCAAGUUAUAAUUAUGGGAUAUUUUUGCAUAUAAUAUAUUUUGUAUAAAAAUAGUAUUUACAAUAUUUUAUUAAAAAAAAAAAAAAAAAAACAUUUAUUCAAUAUUUUUAUUAAAUUGAAACACUGAUGCAUUAAAACAAAACAGUAUAAACAGUGCACAAUGUGAAAAUAUGUAAUAUUUAAAUCACUAAAUAUAUUCUCUUUUUAAUAUAUGAUGUCUUCUCUUGUAAUGUUACCCCAUUAAAAUUAUAAGAGCUGUUAAAUGUACAUAUCUAAAUAUUUAAAUAUAUUUUCAUUUAAUUUGUUGUGUGGAUUAUAGUGUUUCAUCUAAACACUGACCACGAACAUCAGCUUUACAUCUACGUUUAAAUGUAAAGCUACGUCUUUAACGUGUGCACUAUGCAGGCAGUUUUAACUCAAGUGGAUUUAAUUGUGGAAGAUGUAUACACUGCCAUUGUAAAGUUUGGGGUCAGUAAGAUUUUUUAAAGAAUUUACUACUUUUAUCCAGCAAGGACACAUUAAAUUGAUCAAAUUUAAAUUGAUCGAAUCCACUCAACAGCACUCAAAGCGCCACAUUUUUAAAAUUUCAGUACCGACUUGGUACCGAAGUCUGUACUUUUGACAACUCUACUUUCUGAAGGAUCAUGUGACACUGAAGAUUGGAGUAAUGAUGCUAAAAAUGAAGCUUUGCAUCACAGAAAUAAAUUAUAUUUUUUAAAAACUAUAUUAAAAUAGAAAUCAGUUAAAUUGUAACCAUUUCAAAAUAUUACUGUUUUUACUGUAUUGUUUUGAUAAAGUCUCACCAUCUGGACAGUAGCAGCACACAUCUAAAGAGAGGAAAAACAAAUCUCAGCAUUGUUUUGCUUUUGUUCUGCUUUUGCUAAUUUUGCUGAAUAUGCACUUAGCAGCCCUGGUCAGGUUCAGAUGCAUCUGAUGACAAUGGUUGUAGGUACUGUAGGUCUUUAUAUUAUUCUAUGAGAACUCAAAUGAUAUACAAAAGAAGUGUAAAGCAUUUCAUGAUCUACAGUAGUGGCCAAAAGUGAUGUCUGGCCUAGGAAAAUUGCUAGCUUCACCCUUAAUUCACAGAUUAUUACAAUUUUGUUAAAGAUUUUGUAAGCAUAUUGCGUAGUUGUGCUUGGAGUCAAUUAUUAUAUUUGUAAUUACGCAAUGAAACAUGCCAAAUUGUGUGGACAUCAUUUUUUCCCAGGCUGUCAUAGAAAAAAUUAAUAAUAGUAAUAAAGAAAAAAGAACUAAUGAAAUAUUAUCAACUGAUGAUGUAGUCAAUGUAUGCUUUUCUUAUUGUAUAAUAAAACCUGUAGAUACAGA
Molecule: messenger RNA, 2516 nt
Organism: Ctenopharyngodon idella (grass carp)
Lineage: Eukaryota; Metazoa; Chordata; Actinopteri; Cypriniformes; Xenocyprididae
Gene: thpo
Product: thrombopoietin
Exons: 5
Coding region: 39-782 (247 amino acids)
Biological process (GO): cell population proliferation
Cellular component (GO): extracellular region
Molecular function (GO): cytokine activity; hormone activity
Source: RefSeq, a predicted model, not a curated record